This is a messenger RNA of Phalacrocorax carbo (great cormorant), 2660 nucleotides long. Lineage: Eukaryota; Metazoa; Chordata; Aves; Suliformes; Phalacrocoracidae. The record is from RefSeq and is a predicted model, not a curated record.
GGCCCCGUCCUGCCCCCGGCCCGGCCGCCGCUGCCCAAUCGGUGCCGCGGGGCCGGCGCGGCGGCGCCAUAAAGCGGCGGCGGGCGCGGCCCCGGGAGCCCAGCGUGGGAGCCCGGCGUGGGAGCCCAGCGCCCGCCGCCCAGCCCAGGAACCCCCUUGUCCGGUCUGCAGCCAUGGCCACCUCGGCAAGCUCCCACCUGAGCAAAGCUAUCAAGCACAUGUACAUGAAGCUGCCGCAGGGGGAGAAGGUCCAGGCCAUGUACAUCUGGAUCGAUGGGACAGGGGAGCACCUCCGCUGCAAAACCCGCACGCUGGACCACGAGCCCAAGAGCCUUGAAGAUCUCCCCGAGUGGAAUUUUGAUGGCUCCAGCACCUUCCAGGCUGAAGGCUCCAACAGUGACAUGUACCUGCGACCUGCUGCUAUGUUUCGGGACCCUUUUCGCAAGGAUCCCAACAAACUAGUUCUCUGUGAGGUCUUCAAAUACAACCGCCAAUCUGCAGAAACUAACCUCCGACACACCUGCAGACGGAUUAUGGAUAUGGUGUCCAACCAGCACCCCUGGUUUGGUAUGGAGCAAGAGUACACUCUCCUGGGGACGGAUGGACAUCCAUUUGGCUGGCCUUCCAAUGGCUUCCCUGGACCCCAAGGUCCAUACUACUGCGGGGUAGGGGCAGACAAAGCCUAUGGCAGAGACAUUGUGGAGGCCCACUACCGAGCAUGCCUGUAUGCUGGCGUGAAAAUUGGAGGAACCAAUGCAGAAGUGAUGCCAGCCCAGUGGGAGUUCCAGGUGGGACCAUGUGAAGGGAUUGAGAUGGGGGAUCACCUCUGGAUUGCACGCUUCAUCCUCCAUCGGGUGUGCGAGGACUUUGGUGUCAUUGUGUCGUUUGAUCCCAAACCCAUCCCUGGGAACUGGAAUGGUGCUGGCUGUCACACCAACUUCAGCACCAAGAACAUGCGGGAAGAUGGAGGUCUCAAGCACAUUGAAGAGGCCAUUGAGAAGCUGAGCAAGCGUCACCAGUACCACAUCCGUGCCUACGACCCCAAAGGGGGGCUGGACAAUGCCAGACGCCUGACAGGUUUCCAUGAGACAUCUAACAUCCACGAAUUCUCCGCUGGCGUGGCCAACCGUGGUGCCAGCAUCCGCAUCCCCAGAAAUGUGGGCCACGAGAAGAAGGGCUACUUCGAGGACCGCCGUCCCUCCGCCAACUGUGAUCCUUAUGCUGUGACAGAGGCCCUCGUCCGCACGUGUCUCCUCAACGAAACUGGAGACGAACCUUUUGAGUACAAGAACUAAGCGCACUGCGCCCACAAACACUGCCUUCCCCCACACUUCCCACACCCCUAAACUUCCUUUCUAGAUGUAAUCCCAAGGGUACAAGAUAACACGUUUUGUGUCUCAGUAACUCUUGUUGUCUUGAAACGGGGAGGAGGGCAAAUUUAGUUUUAUUGAUGUCUGUUUGUCAUUGACUCUUCAGAUGAUAAAGGAGAGGGUAUUAGAGAACUUUUAACCACUGUUUUAUUUUUUUGUCUAAUUCAUGUGUACAUGUGAUGGGAUCCAGUGGCUUCCAGGGACAAACUGGACACAAAAAGUGAGUAGGUGGGUGGAAAGCUUAAAACUCUAGCUGACUUCCCCAGGAGUCAAAUUUGGGGUAUUAGCCCCACCUCUGGCUCUCUGCAGGCUUAUGGUUCUCCAAGGUUGGCACUUUUUUGUGGAGAAUGGAAGACAGGAGCUGUGAUGGAGCCCCGCAUGCUCCUGCCUGUAUGGUGUGAGGGGGAGAUCUUCACCCUCUGGCCACUCUGAGGUUUCUUUGGAAUCUUCUGGCAUUGAGCUCAGUCUCAGUGUAGGAGCAUUGGGGAGAGCUCCUGGUUCUGUCACUGGAAGUCAACUGGUCUCUGGCUCAUAACACAGAGUGAAGUAGUAUUUUUCUAUUUAAAUAUAAAAAUGACAAAAAAAAGUGGUUUUUUUUUUUUUUUUGAAAAAGGAGAUGAUGUUCCAAUGACUCACCCGGCUAGAGCAGGCAGAGCUCCUGAGGAUGCUGUUGGAGGGCUUCCAGGUGGGACUGAGGGUGAGCUUGGAGGGCUCAGCAGAGGAGACUUGGAUGAGAUUUGUUUCAGCUUGGAGUGGAGUUUGCAGGAGGUGGUUCCCAGACCUGGGAAGUCUGCAGAAGCAUUUAUCGCUGUAACUUGAGCAGCCGCAAUGCACUUAUGAGCGUGUUAGAACAACAGGAGGAAGGUGUCCUGAACUAGGAGUUGACUGGUCAACUUAACCACGUUCUGGACAGAGCUGUGCAUGUUUUACCUUUCCAGCGGGACUUGCAUGUCACUAAAGCAGGGCUUUUGAUAAAGGAGAAAAAAGUUUUAGAUGAUGAUUUUUCUUUCCCCAUAAUGUUCUUAGUUUCUAAAACUGAAUGGUUUUACAGAGAUUGUUGAUGUCACUGUUGUUUCCUGGCCCUUGGGCUGCCUGCUGUGAUGGGGGCUAGGAGAGGCCACCUGUCCUGGCCAGCCCUAGCACCUCCCAGCUCAUGCCAGGGGUUUCAAACGUUCCAGGAUUUUACACUUAGGUAUCUUAGAUGGUGCCAGUUAUAUUCCGUUGCAUUUGGACUUCUGAAUAGUUGGGGUUUUUUUAUAAUAAAAAAAGAAAAAAAGAACAAAACCUUAA